AUGUCUCGAGCUUUCUCGAGUCUGCGCAAGCCUUUAAUAGGCUUCGCGGCCGUGGCCACCGCCGGCUCCGUCGUCUACGCCUCCCGCCGACAGAACAAGCACUCCUUUGACACGCCACUCGUCUCGCUGCAGCGCGACGCCAACGGUCGCAUCGUGCCGCCCACCUUUCCCAAGACCAAGAGCCGCGCCGACAACCUCGCGGAGCUCCGCCGCCACGCCCAGCAGGACGGCAAGGAGGAGUAUGAUCUGCUCAUCAUCGGCGGCGGCGCCACCGGCACCGGCAUCGCCCUCGACGCCGUGACCCGCGGCCUCAAGGUCGCGCUGGUCGAGCGCGACGACUUCUCGGCCGGCACCAGCUCCAAGAGCACCAAGCUCGUGCACGGCGGCGUGCGCUACCUGGAAAAGGCCGUCUGGAACCUCGACUACGCGCAGCUGCAGCUCGUCAUGGAGGCCCUCCACGAGCGCCGCACGUUCCUCGACAUUGCCCCUCACCUGUCGCACUCGCUGCCCAUCCUGCUGCCCCUCGAGCACUGGUGGCAGGCGCCGUACAUGUGGAUGGGCACCAAGACGUACGACCUGCUCGCCGGCGACCAGGGGCUCGAGAGCUCCUACUACAUGAGCCGCGCCAAGGCCCUCGCCCAGCUGCCCAUGCUGAACCCGGACAAGCUGGUCGGCGCGCUCGUCUACUACGACGGCCAGCACAACGACUCGCGCAUGAACGUCGCCCUCGCCAUGACGGCGUCCCUCUACGGCGCCACCAUGCUCAACCACGUCGAGGUCACCGGUUUGCAAAAGGACGCCAACGGCAAGAUCUGCGGCGCCACGGUCCGCGACGUUCUGGCCCAGGCCGACCCCGACGCGGGCCUCGACGGCGAGCCCUUCACUGUCCGCGCCAAGGGCGUCAUCAACGCGACUGGUCCGUUUGCCGAUGCGAUUGAGCGCAUGGACGACCCCUCGCGCAAGGCCAUGAUUGCUCCCGCUUCCGGUGCGCACAUUAUUCUCCCUGGCAACCUGUGCCCCAACGGCAUGGGCAUGCUGGACGCGGCCACCUCGGACGGCCGCGUCGUCUUUGUUCUUCCCUGGCAAAACUACACCCUCGCCGGCACCACCGACAACGCCUGCGACAUUGAGCGCCAGCCCGUGGCCCGCGAGCAGGAUGUCGACUUCAUCCUCGGCGAGGUCAGCAAGCUCCUCAAGCCCGAAUCCGUACUCACCCGCGCCGACGUCCUCGCCACCUGGUCCGGCAUCCGCCCGCUCGUCAAGGACCCCAACGCCAAGAACACCGAGUCCCUGGUCCGCAGCCAUCUCGUCACCGUGUCGCCCUCGAAGCUGCUGACCUGCGCCGGCGGCAAGUGGACCACCUACCGCCAGAUGGCCGAGGACGCCGUCGACGAGGCCAUCAAGACGUUUGACCUGAAGCCCCGCGCCGAGACUCUCGCCGGCAUCUCCGGCGCCGCCGACUUCCCGGCCAUCAAGAGCACCGGCGCCUGCGUCACCCGCAAGGUCGUCCUCGCCGGCUCGCACGGCUACUCGACGCGCCUGCCCUCGGAGCUCAUCGAGAGCCAGUCCGUCGACGCCGAUGUCGCGCACCACCUGGCCACCAACUACGGCGACCGCGCCUGGGAGCUGCUCUCGACGACGCCCGCGGGCGCCGCCCGCCUGCUGCCCUCGCACCCCUUCACCGACGCCGAGGUGCGCUACGGCGUCCGCGCCGAGGCCGCGUGCACCGCGGCCGACCUGAUUGCGCGCCGCACGCGCCUCGCCUUCCUCGACGUCGACAGCGCCCUCCUCGCCCUGCCCCGGGUGAUUGAGAUCAUGGCCCAGGAGCUCAGCUGGAGCGCCGCCCGGCAGACGAGGGAGUGGAGCGAGACGGUCAAGUUCCUCGAGUCCAUGGGCCUGUCGCACGACCAGCUGCGCGUCAGCCGCGAGGACGUGGUCCGCGGCGAGGACAAGGCGCUGACGCCCAAGCAAAAGGCGCUGGCGAUGGGUGGCAAGCUCAACUUUGGCGUCGGCCAGAGAGAAACGAGCGGACAGUAG
Molecule: messenger RNA, 2037 nt
Organism: Akanthomyces muscarius
Lineage: Eukaryota; Fungi; Ascomycota; Sordariomycetes; Hypocreales; Cordycipitaceae
Exons: 1
Coding region: 1-2037 (678 amino acids)
Biological process (GO): glycerol-3-phosphate metabolic process
Cellular component (GO): mitochondrion; glycerol-3-phosphate dehydrogenase (FAD) complex
Molecular function (GO): glycerol-3-phosphate dehydrogenase (quinone) activity
Source: RefSeq, a predicted model, not a curated record